AUGCGCGCUCUUGGUUUCAUCGCGAUUUCAGCCUGCUUCCUGGGGAAAGCGACAAGAAUAGGCGCACAAACAUGUUACUUCCCAAACGGCUCCGAGUCCCCUCACAAUUACACCCCCUGCGGAGCUCAAUCAUCCCGCCUGGCGAGCGCAUGCUGCCCAUCUUUAGACAUCUGUCUGGACAAUGGCCUCUGUCUUGCCCAGACGGGCAAUGAAGUCGUUUGGCGGGGCUCUUGCACAGAUCAAAGCUGGGAAAGAGAUGGAUGUCCGCAAUAUUGUCAGGAUGUCCAAACCGAUUGGGGCGUAACGAUCUAUCCGUUCCAACAGGACUCCUCCUUUUGCUGUGGACCGGGCAACUCAUCAUCCAACGCAUGCAUCAACAGUACACAAGGGAGCACAGCUCCCUUUUUCGUGCGAGCUGGAAGAGUAAUAUUCAACCGGACAUCCGGUUCCAUCUCGCCGAACAGUAGUGAAACAGCUACGGUCACUGUCUCAUCCACAGCCGCUCCAUCAACGACCGCAAAUUCGCCCACUGACCCCACAAUAUGCAUUAAUCCGCCAUCUUCAUCUAAUAAGUCUAAUGUGGUCGGACUUGGAGUCGGUGUACCGCUUGGGCUAGCAUUGCUCGGUGCUUUGGGGUUGCUGUGGAAACAGAGGAAUCGCGAGCUGGGCGCGAGGCGAGAGGCGCGCGCUUGGGAAGGGAAAUAUGAUGAGCUGAGGAGUGAAAAGCGCGGAGAGUCGAUUGGUGUUGAAGGACAGACGCAAGAGCUUAGACAUGAGGGCUGGAUGCUGGACGAACUUGAGGGAAGUCUUGUCUAUGAGGUCGCAGAUAGCAUCAGAUGA
Letharia columbiana is the source of this 840-nucleotide messenger RNA. RefSeq lists its product as uncharacterized. The coding region runs from base 1 to 840 and encodes 279 amino acids. NCBI's taxonomy places the organism in Eukaryota, Fungi, Ascomycota, Lecanoromycetes, Lecanorales, Parmeliaceae. The record is from RefSeq and is a predicted model, not a curated record. The transcript is spliced from 2 exons.